Saccharomyces paradoxus is the source of this 1548-nucleotide messenger RNA. RefSeq names its product Rsa4p (gene RSA4). Gene Ontology annotation, cellular component: nucleolus. Gene Ontology annotation, molecular function: protein binding. The transcript has a single exon. Gene Ontology annotation, biological process: ribosomal large subunit assembly. NCBI's taxonomy places the organism in Eukaryota, Fungi, Ascomycota, Saccharomycetes, Saccharomycetales, Saccharomycetaceae. Bases 1 to 1548 code for a protein of 515 amino acids. The record is from RefSeq and is a predicted model, not a curated record.
AUGUCUACCCUGAUUCCUCCACCUUCUAAGAAGCAAAAGAAAGAAGCUCAACUUCCUAGAGAAGUAGCUAUUAUCCCGAAAGAUUUACCCAAUGUUUCGAUCAAGUUCCAGGCUUUAGAUACAGGUGACAAUGUAGGUGGUGCCCUAAGAGUUCCCGGUGCUAUCUCCGAGAAACAAUUAGAAGAACUGUUAAAUCAAUUGAAUGGUACCUCAGGUGAUCCAGUGCCAUAUACAUUCAGUUGUACCAUUCAAGGUAAGAAGGCCAAUGACCCUGUGAAGACAAUUGAUAUAACGGAUAACCUAUAUUCCUCAUUAAUAAAACCAGGGUAUAACAGUACAGAGGAUCAGAUCACGCUAUUAUACACUCCAAGAGCAGUUUUCAAAGUUAAGCCGGUGACUAGAAGUUCAUCAGCCAUUGCAGGUCAUGGUUCCACAAUUUUGUGUUCUGCCUUUGCUCCGCACACAAGUUCCAGGAUGGUAACUGGUGCAGGUGAUAACACCGCAAGGAUUUGGGACUGUGACACCCAAACGCCGAUGCAUACUCUAAAGGGCCAUUACAACUGGGUUCUUUGUGUCUCUUGGUCCCCCGAUGGUGAAGUGGUUGCCACGGGUUCUAUGGAUAAUACCAUAAGAUUAUGGGACCCAAAAACUGGUGAGUGUCUAGGUGAUGCUCUCAGAGGUCAUUCUAAAUGGAUCACUUCUCUAAGUUGGGAACCUAUACAUCUUGUGAAGCCGGGCUCCAAACCAAGAUUGGCUUCUUCUUCUAAAGACGGUACUAUUAAGAUUUGGGACAGUGUGAGCAGAGUUUGCCAGUAUACGUUAAGUGGUCACACAAAUUCAGUGUCUUGCGUCAAAUGGGGUGGACAAGGUCUGUUGUACAGCGGGUCUCAUGAUAGAACCGUACGUGUAUGGGACAUGAAUUCUCAGGGUAGAUGUAUUAACAUUUUGAAGUCACAUGCGCACUGGGUUAAUCACUUAUCUUUAUCUACAGAUUACGCAUUACGCGUAGGUGCUUUCGAUCAUACAGGUAAGAAGCCAUCUACACCAGAAGAAGCCCAAAAAAAGGCAUUAGAAAAUUAUGAAAAAAUCUGUAAAAAGAAUGGAAACUCAGAAGAAAUAAUGGUUACUGCAAGCGAUGAUUUUACUAUGUUUUUAUGGAACCCACUAAAAUCUACUAAGCCUAUAGCAAGAAUGACUGGUCACCAAAAAUUAGUCAAUCAUGUGGCGUUCAGCCCUGAUGGUAGGUAUAUUGUCUCAGCAUCUUUUGAUAACUCUAUCAAACUAUGGGACGGUAGAGAUGGUAAAUUUAUCUCCACAUUUAGAGGGCAUGUAGCCAGUGUAUACCAGGUUGCGUGGUCAUCGGACUGCCGACUAUUGGUGUCAUGUUCCAAGGAUACUACUUUGAAAGUGUGGGAUGUAAGAACAAGAAAGCUUUCUGUUGACCUUCCUGGUCAUAAAGACGAAGUUUACACUGUUGACUGGAGUGUCGAUGGUAAAAGAGUGUGCAGUGGUGGGAAGGACAAGAUGGUAAGAUUGUGGACACAUUGA